AUGGCCAGAACACCAGCGUUUGCGUCUCCAGCGCCCUUGACAGCCACGCGCGCCUUCACCCAAUCCUCCACCUCCCCGCUCGCCCCCGUCCGCGUUCAACAAACCGCAUCUCGCAACAUUGUCCGCGCUGUCAUCGUCGGCGACCCCAAGCCAGGUCAGGUCGUUGUCUCCCCCUCCAUCCUCUCCGCAGACUUCUCCAAACUCGGAGAUGAAGUCCGCGCCAUUGACCAGGCGGGCUGCGACUGGGUCCACGUCGACGUUAUGGACGGCCGCUUCGUUCCAAACAUCACCAUUGGGCCCCUCGUCGUCAAUGCCUUGCGCCCCGUCACUAAAAAGCCGCUUGAUGUACAUCUCAUGAUUGUCGAGCCGGAGCUGCUCAUUCCGGACUUUGUCAAGGCUGGUGCCGAUAUCAUUUCUGUGCACUGCGAGGGCGAGUCUACCAUCCAUCUCCACAGAACUCUCAACCUCAUUAAGGACCUUGGCUGCAAAGCGGGCGUCGUCCUCAACCCAGCCACCCCCGCGAGCGCCAUUGAGUACGUUAUCGAGUUGUGUGACGUCAUUCUCGUCAUGUCGGUCAACCCGGGCUUCGGAGGCCAGGGCUUUAUUGACUCUGUCGUCCCAAAGAUUGCCGCCAUUCGAAAAAUGGCUGAUGACCGUGGACUCAACCCCUGGAUUGAGGUCGAUGGCGGUGUCAAGGGUGCCAAUGCGUACAAGGUCGUCAAUGCGGGCGCCAACUCUAUAGUCUCUGGAUCUGGUGUGUUCGGAGCCCCAGAUUACGCAAAAGCCAUUGAAGAUAUUCGUGCUGCGAAAACACCAGUAACUGUUUAGGUGAAAUAUUUUUAACCUUCCUGCUCUUGUCGGUAUUAAACAACUCAUAAUUCGCUGUUCAGGGAUACUUUUCGGAAAGAAA
Molecule: messenger RNA, 910 nt
Organism: Chondrus crispus (carragheen)
Lineage: Eukaryota; Rhodophyta; Florideophyceae; Gigartinales; Gigartinaceae
Product: similar to Ribulose-phosphate 3-epimerase
Exons: 2
Coding region: 1-828 (275 amino acids)
Biological process (GO): pentose-phosphate shunt; pentose-phosphate shunt, non-oxidative branch; carbohydrate metabolic process
Cellular component (GO): cytosol
Molecular function (GO): metal ion binding; D-ribulose-phosphate 3-epimerase activity
Source: RefSeq, a predicted model, not a curated record